AUGGAAUCAUUGCCCAAUAAACCUCGAACGAUCUUUGGAUACGCAUCCACCUUCGACAAGGCUGUUCUCUACAGCAGUGCCUGUGGUGCUUUGCUCGCUGGCGCCAUGAACCCACUCAUUUCCGUGAUACAAGGCCGGCUAGUAAGUGGUCUGAACGACUUCUCUGCUGGGAGUACGACUACAACAGAUCUGGAAUCGACGGUCUUACAGGCUACCAACCUCUACGUGUAUCUUUCUCUCACCAUAUUUACUCUUGUCUUUGCAUCAACUGCUGGUUUCUACCACUGCGGUGAGCGCAUCGCCACUGCCCUUCGAUGUGCUUAUCUCGACGCCAUUCUCCGACAAGACAUGAGUUACCACGAUCAGCUUGCUCCUGGACGUGCUUCGAAUCGCAUCAUGACCGACCUAGGAAUCAUUCAGGAAGGCAUAUCAAGCAAGCUUUCAGUUGCUCUCAGUGCAUUCGCUAUCUUUGCGACCGCAUUCUUCAUCACGUUCACAAUGCACUGGAAGUUGGCUGCCCUCACGUUACCCUUCUUCGCUGCUAUGAUUAUAAGUAGCACAAUAGCAGGACGGACGUCCGUGAAAAACCACAAGGCUGCAACCAGAAUUUAUGACAGUGCAUCUAGUCUAGCUCAAGAAGCUAUCGCAUCCACUAAACAUGUACAUGCAUAUGGCCUGAGAAAUGUCCUGCAGCGGAAGUUCUCGGACCACCUCCAGGCUGCUUCGAGACCGGAUCUUGAUGGUCGUCAUACCAUUAGCAUUUUCAUCGUUUGGUCCAACGCUAUGCCUUGUCUGUUAUAUGCUUUAGUCUUUUGGGCUGGCUCAGUACUUCUUACGCGCGAAGAAGUUUCGGUGUUUGACAUUACCACAGCCGCUUAUGCAGGCGUUAUUGGAGCUUUCGCAAUCGCAAGAGUAGGCCCAUCGGCUCAGACUCUGAUUGCUAGCAUGUCCAGCGCCAAGGAUGUCCUUGAAACAAUAUCCCAAUCCUCGUCACAGGACCCAAAAUCGAUGCAUGGGUUGCAACCAGCAGAGAUAAUCGGUGAUAUUGAAUUUCGUGAAGUGAGCUUGACGUAUCCGUCCAGAGCAAAUGUUCAUGUCUUGGAUCGAAUCAGUUUCAAAUGUCCAGCAGGAAAGAAGACUGCCUUGGUGGGUGCCUCAGGUAGUGGCAAAAGUAGCGUGUUGGCUUUGAUUGAAAGAUUCUACGAUCCUACUAUCGGACAUAUCAGCAAGUCAGCCACUCCUUGGUCUCUUGAUAAGAUUGAUAUAGCUGCCCUCAAUCUGGGCUGGCUACGUCGAAAUGUAGGCUUUGUAAGCCAAGAACCAAGCUUGUUCAACACAACCAUAUACGAGAAUAUUCGUUAUGGUUUCAUCCAUACCCAAAACGUUCUCUCAGAAAAGGAGGUUUCAGAUCGGAUAAUAUCAGCAGCCAAAGAUGCGUAUGCUCACGACUUUAUCAUGGCUCUGCCUGAUGGUUACCAGAGCAUUGUUGGCGAGAGCGGCGCUCGGCUUUCCGGUGGUCAGCGUCAGCGCAUCGCAAUUGCAAGGGCCAUCGUCAGAAACCCUGCGAUCCUACUCUUAGAUGAAGCUACAUCAGCCCUGGACUCCAGAUCAGAGGAACUGGUGCAGAAAGCUCUUGAUAAGGCUAUGGGUCAUCGAACCUCGAUAGUCAUUGCUCAUCGCUUGUCUACCAUCCAUAAUGCCGACAACAUUGUUGUCUUCUCUGCUGGUAAAGUUGUUGAGCAGGGUUCGCGAGAUCAGCUCCUUGCGAAUGGUGGCAUCUAUCACGACAUGGAAUUGAAAGAACGUACGAAGAUGAAUAUGCAGCAAAAGUAUAACAUGUCGAGCAACAAGCUUGACAAGAAUCUCGAGAAGGAGACUAGCCAAUAUGAUGAUUCCAUGGGCGAGCCUGACGAGAAGGCUCACGCAGUAUGCGACGGCAGCGAGCGCGAUCUCGAAUCUCAAGUCGCACAAGCCAGGUUUAGUAUCGGACAGACCUUGAAAUUUUUGUAUAGGCUUAACAAGCCAGAGUCACAAUUGCUCUUCACUGGGCUUUUCAGUGCUGCUGUGGCAGGUCUCAGUUAUCCCAUACAGUCAAUUAUCAUGAGCAGGAUCUGGGAGGCAUUCGCACUACCCAAAUCCAAGUUUCCAAAACUCGAAGCUGAUAUCUCAUACUAUACAAAUCUCUACCUGUUGAUGGCCGCCGUGGCAAUGAUAUCGUGGUUGGGCGUUGGCUUCGCUUUCGGACGUUCCACAAUCGCACUGGCUCAACGUCUCAAGGCUCGGACUUUCGAUGCUAUCUUGUCUCAAGACAUGUCCUUCUUCGAUGGCAACAAUCAUUCCACCGGAGCACUGACGUAUCUACUCAAUACUGCAACAGAGGAACUCAUCAAUCUCGGCGGCCCAACGAUGGGCGGAAUACUUACCUUCAUUACAACUAUCCUAGUCGGUGUGCUAAUCGCUUUCGUAAACGCUUGGAAGCUAGCUUUACUCUGCACGGGAACGGUGCCAUUCGUCGUGGCCUGCGGAUGGUUUCGAGUGCAGAUACUUGCCGUUUUCGAUGCAAAGUCACGACAGAGCGGCAAGGAUGCUGCUGCCUAUGCAAAUGAACUUGUCCGAGACGUCAAAACCAUUGCGAUACUAGGACUUGAAAGUGUUUCGGUUUCCCAGUACAACAGCCUUCUCAGGGAUAAAACUGAUCAGUCUCUGUCAUCAAUGCUGGCGGCAUCUGCCCUUUAUGCUGCAUCGCACUCCGUUGUCUAUCUUUGUACGGCAGUCGCGUUCAGAUAUGGUGGAGCAUUGAUCGCUGCACAAGAAUACACUGUUUACCAAUUCUAUAUUUGUUACACUGCUGUUGUUGCAGGCUCGCAGCUCGCUGGUUCCAUCUUCACCUUUGCGCCAGAUGCAAGCAAAGCCAUGUACGCCAGCUACGACCUUCACGCUCUCUAUAGCUCCAAAAGCAGAAUCAACAGUAGCAUAAGCACUAGUCCACAGCCCUUGAACGAGAAACAGCUUGGUGCGAUACAGUUCCAAAAAGUCAGCUUCAGCUAUCCUUCGGAUCCGGCCAGAAAGAUCUUGGAUGAUCUGGACUUGGAAAUCCCACCAGGUUCAUUCAUUGCUAUCGUGGGCCCAAGCGGAUGUGGCAAGAGCACAUUGUUGUCUCUGAUCGAAAGAUUCUACGAUCCGACGAGCGGCUGCAUCAAGAUUGACGGCCAAGACAUUGCAAAGGUGGACGUGAACCACCAUCGCUCUUGCAUAUCAUUUGUUGGCCAACAGCCCACGCUGUACUCGGGGACAAUCGCCGAGAACCUGGCUUAUGCCCUACCCGAUGAGUUUGUCUCUGAGCGCGCCAUGCUAGAUGCGUGCCGAGAAGCUCGCAUCCAUGAUUUCAUCGCAUCUCUUCCAGACGGGCUUGCAACCAAAGUUGGAACGGCGGGUAGCAUGCUCAGCGGCGGACAACGCCAGCGGCUCGCUAUAGCACAAGCUUUGCUCCGCCAUCCCAAGAUCUUGCUUCUUGACGAAGCUACAUCGGCGCUAGAUGCGAAUUUGGAAGCCCUGGUGCACGAGACUCUGAUGGUAAAGGCGCUGCAACGGACAACGAUUGCUGUUGCACAUCGCUUGAGUACUGUCCGUGGUGCUGAUUGUAUCUAUGUGCUUGACGCAGGCAAGAUUGUUGAAUCUGGUCGUCACGCUGAUCUAGUCGCUAGAGGAGGCCUAUAUUAUGAGCUCGUCAGCUCGCAGGUCAUGGAAUAG
Aureobasidium melanogenum CBS 110374 is the source of this 3750-nucleotide messenger RNA. RefSeq names its product putative ABC multidrug transporter. The transcript is spliced from 5 exons. Gene Ontology annotation, cellular component: membrane. Gene Ontology annotation, biological process: transmembrane transport. Bases 1 to 3750 code for a protein of 1249 amino acids. Lineage: Eukaryota; Fungi; Ascomycota; Dothideomycetes; Dothideales; Saccotheciaceae. Gene Ontology annotation, molecular function: ATP binding; ATP hydrolysis activity; ABC-type transporter activity. The record is from RefSeq and is a predicted model, not a curated record.